GAAAGAAGAAAAGGCAAAAUGGAAAAGGUCAAGACUCGCGGAAUUAUUGGAUUGAAUUGGAACCCCACUCAUCCAAACUCAAAAGCUGAAUCCCCUUUUUUUCUUGUACAGUUGAAUUAGGUUUUACGAUAGAAUCACUGUUUUUCAAUUCUGAAUUUCGAAUUUCGAAUUUCGAAUUCUGAUACCUGACAAAAAAAAAAAAAAAACGAGAAAUCGAAUUCAGAAAUGGCAACUCCAUGUUCGCAUACAUGCCUGGCGUUCAUCCUCAAAUUCCUGAAUUUUCUUCAGGCGUUUGUUGGUGUGGCGAUAAUCGUAUGCUCUGCUUUUAUGCUCAAUCAAUGGCACCACCACCACCACCUCCAACAAUUUCCUCCGCCGGCGGACGUCAUUGACCCUCUGAAUUCAGCAUCCGGCGUCGUAUCUGCACACGAUGACUCGCUGCGCUUCGAUUUCCACUCUCUACCAGCUCCUUGGUUUAUAUAUGCAUUGAUGGGAUUCGGGAUUUUGGUGUGCUGUAUCACUUUCAUUGGUCACAUUGCUGCCGAGGCGAUCAGCGGCUGUUGCCUUUGCUUUUACACUAUGCUCACUACAAUGUUUAUUCUGUUGGAAGCGAGUUUGGUGGCUUUCAUUGCUCUCGAUCACCACUGGCAGAAGGAUAUCCCAGUCGAUCCCACUGGAGAACUUGACAGUCUACUUGUCUUCAUCAAAGACAACGUUGAUGUCUUUAUAGGGGUCGGCAUCGCAAUUGUUGUUAUACAGGUGUUAUCCCUGCUUAUUGCAAUAAUUCUGAGAUCAUUGGUUUCGGAACGGAGAACAGAUGACGACAUUGAGGAAGAUUUUGGUUUUAGGGGUAGUGCGAGGGAACCACUUGUUGCUCCAUAUUCAAGCCAGACAUCUCCUUCAAUUAGAGGUGAUUCCGAUAUCUGGAGUUCAAGGAUGAGAGAUAAGUAUGGACUGAACAGCGGUGAUGCAAAACACAGUUUAUUGAACCAGAACCAAUCCAAUGAUGUUAAGUAGCGAAGUGAUUUUUGAGGACACGACAGAUCUCUCGCAGCAAAUUAAUUUCGGUGUGUGUUCGUUUUCCUUAUUGACCAGCAUCUCGUGCCAUUUAAUUCUUUCUUUUCUUCUUCUUCUUCUUCCUUCCUGAUUUAGCAAAGUUUGAGGUAAAUAUGUCUUCCAAUCAAUUUUUUUUUGUGUCCCCUAAUUUCUUUAUUGUAUAUUGGUAGAAAAAUGGUGUGAAAUGAGUUUGCACAAUCUGUAACAUAAAAAGAAGAAAUUGGAGCUCUUGAGUGUUGUUGCUAUAUAUACAUGUAUGUUUGCUGUAAUUGUUCAGAACCCAAGGCUUUGGCUACUGAUUAUUCAAGACUUAAUUGCAAA
Messenger RNA from Erythranthe guttata (spotted monkey flower), 1377 nucleotides. RefSeq names its product Tetraspanin family protein. Lineage: Eukaryota; Viridiplantae; Streptophyta; Magnoliopsida; Lamiales; Phrymaceae. The record is from RefSeq and is a predicted model, not a curated record.